Molecule: messenger RNA, 1969 nt
Organism: Hemibagrus wyckioides
Lineage: Eukaryota; Metazoa; Chordata; Actinopteri; Siluriformes; Bagridae
Exons: 7
Coding region: 46-1014 (322 amino acids)
Source: RefSeq, a predicted model, not a curated record
AGCCAGGAUUCUGUUCAUGACCUUGAGAGUGCAAAAACUGUGAGAAUGGUUUUGCAGUGUUUCAUCCUUCUGGUUUUCUUCCUCGGUAGUAGCCAUGGACAUACUGAAUUCAUUUAUACAACAGAGAAUGAAGUAAAACUGUCCUGCAACACCAACAAAUGGCAAAUAAGCACAAAGUCUGACAACAUAAUUGAUGUGAAUUGCACAGUGAAGUGUGUUCCUGGUGAACCACUCAGACUUAACAAUAUCCAGGAAUUCCGUACAAAUAACGAAUCAGACAAAGUUGAUGAAAAAUUUCCGCUAAUAGCAUCAAGUGGAUUUUUUCGAUGUGUCACUGCUCUGGAUUCUGGUUUCUUGUAUCCGUUCAAACCGUCUCCCAACACUGUCACGUCAUACAUAGUCGCCCCUGCAAAUGAAUCCAUAACAACCAAGUCUGUGGAGAGAUCUUCAGUCGAGCUAACUGAAGGAGAAGAUGUACUUUUAAACUGCAGUUUCAUCUUUACAGAAAGAUAUAACAAUGAGGAUUUCUCUGUUUACUGGAUCAAGACCAUUGAAAAGAACAGUAUCUGUGUGUAUUCUUAUGAUCUUGAAGACGCUUAUGGUAUAGAGUACAAUCGUCAAUGCAAUGUGCAAGAAGAUCUGCUUCACAGACUCUCAAACCAAACUGACGGCAGAAACACCAACCAUAACAUCAGGAUCAGUAACGUAACAGAGUCAGAUGCUGGACAAUAUCUUUGUGCUGUACAAAUGCGCCAUUAUAAUAAAGCAAAAGCAACAUGGAAGAUCAUAAAUAAUGUUACAGUCAGUGUACCUAAAGGAUCUGAGGACAAAGUAUCUGAAAUAGCUGAAAUAAUGACAGAUGUCGCGUCUCUCAUCCGCUUAUGUGUUACACUGCCAAUAAUACUGGGUGUUCCGAUAGCUGUUGUGGUGGUACGUUUAUGGAAAAAGAAUAAAACCUCUCCAAGAUCUCAGACUAUGGAACUGCAAACAAUCCAACAUAGAGAUGAAACUUAAAUGAACUUUGAAGCACGAGAACAACACAGCACUUAGGAAUAAUAAAUCAUUUUAAUUCACAUAAGCAGCAGUUGAGUCGAGUUAAUUGAUUUAACACAACGGGGUUGCUGAUUAGAUUUAUCAGUUAUUUAUGUCAGAUUUCAUUUAUUCACAUGUUAUUUAUCAGCAAACUGUUACUUAUAAGUCCCCUGUUACAGAACCUGAUGGCCUCAGCAAGACCGAAAAAAAAAAACGGCCAAGUGGUUUAUUUAUCUUUUAUACAAACUACUUCAGUCUGCUUGAUGAAGCAUGUACCCACGGAGAAGCAGGCGAGCGACAUGUAGGAGACCCCUGAUUUACAGUAAAUGACAGAGCUGUUCCAACAAACAAACACAAAUACAUUGUGGUCCACUAGAGGGCCAUUUCUGACAUAAAAGUAUAUAUACAAUGUGUAUUGUGUACAUGUGUAAAGUUGUUUUCUGUAAAUUAACAGCAGUCUGAACACUGUUAUCUUUCGAAUAAUACCUGGGUCGCAUUUCUCAUAUCUUUUCCAGAGAUGUUCUUAAGAGGUUUGACAGACUGACAUGGAGAACUGCUCAGUGAGAGCUUUCACACAAUCAGGGACAUGCUACAGCUAGCUACAGAAAUAUAAAUGCAAUUUUACAAUUUAUACCGCUACAGGAAUCUUCAGCCAAGUGUAAUUAUAAUAAAAACGCAAUGACAAUAUUUGUGUUUGCAAAUACUAUUUUCCAGAAACCCACUGACAAAUGCUCACCCUUACUUUUGCAGUAAAAAAAAAGGUUCAGGUUCUCUGUAUGAUGUAGGGAGUGAAGAAGAUUAGAUUAAGAUCGGAUUCAAGCAGGAUUCUUCAAAGCAAGGUCACACACAUCUGAAGUAGAAUGAUUUAUAUGAAGGUAUUUAAAGGCAUGUGAUUUAGUUUUUUUACUGAUCUAAAUUUGAACACAUUACCUAGGUA